AAUAAGUGGAGAACAUUGAAGCACCCAGGGACCCAGGACCCACAGGUGAUUCACUUGGCUUUAAAAAUUCACUUCUUCUCUCCUAAUUAAUAUUGAGGGACGGAACCAACUGUAUUCGAUGGAGAAUUAAAUUACGCACUGAGUUAUCAAGAGGGAGGGCAAUAAAAUGAAUAAAUUGAGAUCAGCAAUUUUGGUAACUCUGAGAGGUUAUCAUGCUAGAGGCCGGCCUCGAGGUGAAAGAUUCAGAAAGAAACAAUCGGUGAUGAGUGAGAAGCAACUUUAUCCUGAUGUUGAUAAUUAUGAAGAGCCUGACGAGGAUAAUUUUGAUGAUGUGGAGCAGAACGAAAGUGAUUUUACGGGGGCUGAUCGAACUUACAAAGAAUAUAUGAGUGAAAAAUAUCACGAAAAAGAGAAACUCAAAGUCCGGAUAAUCGCGCGGAAAUAUUUCAAAUCAGACGACCCCAAUUUCAUAACUUGGUCCGAGAAGAUGCAGAUUAAAUCACUGCAUGAGAAAGAUCCAGUAGAGUGGUCCCCAGAGAGGCUGAGUGAAUCCUUUCCAGCACUUCCAGAUACCAUUCGCAGAAUUCUACGAGCCAAGUGGCUUCCAAGAAAUGUAAAUAUUGUCCUCAAGUACGACCAGAAGGUAAUCGAUAAUUGGAGUCGAUUUAGAUCCGGAAAUAUCGCCGUCAGCCCCAAACUCGAGGCUCAUCUGAAGAACUUUAAAGGUCGCAAGAUUGAGGCUAGUGAUUUGGAAACCAUUGCUGAGCAAUUCGUAAAAACGACGCCAGUUUUCCCAGAGCCCGAUGCCACUUUGUUCAGCUCAAUAGUUCGAGACACCAUUGAGGCUCCUAAGGUUCCAGAGGGAAUUUACCGAAUUUCUGAUGGGAAACCACAGCAAACCUGUUAUGAAAACUCGAAUCAUGACACAAAAAAAAGGAUGACUUUCGAUAGGUUCAUGGAUAAAACUCUUGCUAGACUUGCCAGUGUUGAUAAUUUGAGUCAGGAAGAACAAUCACUUGUUGAUGAAUAUAAAAAGAGAAAGGAUGAAAAUGUCUUGGCAGAUUGUGACAUCUCAAAUUCUAAAUCUCAAGUUCGAAACUUUGAAAAAUCGAAGCGAUUAAUUCCGUUUAACGAUAAAGAGGGUAGAAUUAUAGAAAAUCGAGAUAAUAAAGAGCAAGUAGACGGAGACAUUGAAAGUUCAUCUAUAGAUGAAAGUAAAAAAAUUAAAGUAAGAGGGACGAAUUUUUCAGAGUCUCAACUGGAAGAGAAGAAUGAGGGGAUGGCAGUGGGCGAGGUGAAGUCACAGGAAAAAAUGAUUCAUGUGCAUGUACCACAACUGAAUGUAGAAAAUGAUAGUUUAGCCACUGGAAUUGUCGAAUGGAAGAAAAAGGAAGUGAGUGGAACCGAGAAUUACCCCAGGUUUAUAAAAAUACCGAAGAACAAGGCACACAAGAAAAUUACAUUUAGGGUUGAGGAUCGCUAUUACGACUGUGACGGUGAAUUGUUGUACAGAGUUCCCGGACUGAAGUCCAUGUAGUAAUUAUUUUUAGGAUAAUGUAUACAGAAUUUCGGGAGGAAUUUGCCUCUUUGGAA
Molecule: messenger RNA, 1593 nt
Organism: Fopius arisanus
Lineage: Eukaryota; Metazoa; Arthropoda; Insecta; Hymenoptera; Braconidae
Exons: 2
Coding region: 167-1537 (456 amino acids)
Cellular component (GO): nucleus
Source: RefSeq, a predicted model, not a curated record